AUGGCAGCUCUGGCUAUACCUCACAUAUGCUGCGGAAGCACUGAGAAGAAAGGACGGCUGGCACCUAUGGAGCGGCAAGAGGAGGGGGCCAGCUGCCCGGAGCCAGGGCUUUUGCUCUGCGUGGAGGACCCUGCCUGGAGACCCCGAUGUGAACGUGGCCUUAAGGCCACGGUAAACAAAUGUGAGGACAAAGCCAUGCUCGGGACCCCCGGGGUGCGGGGUACAGGAGCGGUUCCGCUGGGGCACCCCCGGGGCUCCGAGGGAAGGCAAAAGGGGAAAAGCCACAUCGCCUCCGGUGGCUACGGGAAACAUUAUAAACACCACUGGUUCCCAGAAAAGCCAUGCAAGGGAUCAGGUUACCGAUGUAUCCGGAUCAACCAUAAAAUGGAUCCUCUCAUUGGACAGGCAGCACAGCGGAUUGGAUUGAGCAGUCAGGAACUGUUCCAGCUUCUUCCAAGCGAACUCACUCUAUGGGUUGACCCGUAUGAAGUGUCCUAUCGUAUUGGAGAGGAUGGCUCAAUCUGUGUGCUGUAUGAAGCUGCACCAGCAGGAGGUAGCCAAAAUAACACCAACAUGCAAAUGGUAGACAGCAGAAUAAGCUGUAAGGAGGAACUUCUCUUGGGCAGAACUAGCCCUUCCAAAAGCUACAAUAUGAUGACUGUAUCGGGUUAAGAUAUAGUCUGUGGAUGGAUCACCUUAAAAUGGAUGGAUAAAUUUGGUUUUUACUUUGGGUGGGCACCUCUGGGGAUGGAUUAUGGAAUUUAAACCAUGUCACAGCUGUGAAGAUCUGGCACACGUUAGAGUGGUAUACUUUAAAGUGACAGUGCCAUAGUUUGGACAGUACCUUUCAGUGAUUUAAUAGCCUGUGAGUCAAAAUGAUUGCAACUUGCUAGGGAGUGAAGAAGAUCUAGGAAGGGUCAGUUUCUCCAAGACAUCUUACUUAAUUUCUACACCAAUUUUCAACCCCAAUCUGUAUUUAUAAAGUGAUUCUCUGCAGUAGGUCUUGCAGAGUAAAUUUGCACUAUUACAUUUAUUAAUUGUUAGCAUUUUUGGCAGCUCAGUAACAAGACUUAUUGUUAUGAACACGAUAGUACUGGAAAUUUUAUUUUUCAGACUUUUACCUAGCACUUACAAAUAUGUAUAAAUGUACAUAAGAUAAACUAGUAAGUAUGACCUGGGGAAAUGGUCAGAUCUUUACAUUGGCCUCAAAAGUAGCAAGUGAUCAGAAUCUGCCAUGGCAACAGGCUUUAAAAAGACCAUAUAAAGACACUGUCUGAACUGUGGUGUUAGCACCAGCCAGCUAUCUGUACAUUUGCUAGCUUGUAGUUUUCUAAGACUGAGUAAACUUCUUAUUUUUAGAAAGUGGAGGUCUGGUUUGUAAUUUCCUUGUUCUUAAUUGGGUAAAAGUCUUUUCCACAAACCACCAUCUAUUUUGUGAACUUUGUUAGUCAUCUUUUAUUUGGUAAAUUAUGAACUGGUGUAAAUUUGUACAGUUCAUGUAUAUUGAUUGUGGCAAAGUUGUACAGAUUUCUAUAUUUUGGAUGAGAAAUUUUUCUUCUCUCUAUAAUAAAUUGUUUCCUAUCUUGGCAUUUUAA
Aptenodytes forsteri (emperor penguin) is the source of this 1595-nucleotide messenger RNA. It is a transcript of the gene BTG1, whose product is annotated as BTG anti-proliferation factor 1. Bases 1 to 672 code for a protein of 223 amino acids. Lineage: Eukaryota; Metazoa; Chordata; Aves; Sphenisciformes; Spheniscidae. The record is from RefSeq and is a predicted model, not a curated record. The transcript has 3 exons. Gene Ontology annotation, biological process: negative regulation of mitotic cell cycle; negative regulation of cell population proliferation. Gene Ontology annotation, cellular component: cytoplasm; nucleus.